UAAAAUGCUCAACAAUUCUCGAAAGAGAAAAGCUUUUUCACCAUUAAGUCUUACCUAUCAAUCUAAGUUAGCAAAAAUAACAACAAUUGAUCCCAACUCAAAUGAUGGAUCGUUAUUAUCUGAAAAAUCUUGCAAGAAUGAUUUAACUCAGCAUAAAAUAAAAACUUUUUCAGAAUGUUCGCCGGCAACACAGAAUUAUGUGAAAAAUACUUGGGGUUCAGGUAACGUCAAAGAAAAUAGUGGUGUAUAUAGUUCACCAAAUAUAUCCAAUGCAUCUAAGAAUCCUAAUAAUACAGUACUCGAAAAGAAAAUAAAAUAUAUACCUGAUUGUUCACCGAUGACGCAAAAUAUGAUAGCAAACCAUAGAGUAGAAUAUUUGGAACCACAAGAAGAAUUGGAUUUGUUAACUUGUUCCACAAAUUUAAGUUCUACACCUCCAAAAUUAAAAAUAACAAACAAUGUACAACUCUUUAGUUUCUCUGAUGAUUAUAAUGAGGAAUUACAACAUUGGGAACAAGAAAAGAAUAAAGAAAAUAUCAAUUUUUAUUUUGACAGCAAUAUUGUAAAAGAUUCUACAUCACCGUUUAAGUUUUAUUCUGUUCCUAGUAGCUUAUCUAAUAAUAAUUCCGACAGAGAAACCUUAUUACUAAGUGGAGUUACAUUCUUAAGUAUUUCACAAACAUCUAAUUUUGAAAAUGAUCAAUUGAAUUUUGAAAAAUUUUAUUUGGUACUUUCAUUAAUUUAA
This is a messenger RNA of Chelonus insularis, 745 nucleotides long. RefSeq lists its product as uncharacterized. Bases 5 to 745 code for a protein of 246 amino acids. The transcript is spliced from 3 exons. The record is from RefSeq and is a predicted model, not a curated record. NCBI's taxonomy places the organism in Eukaryota, Metazoa, Arthropoda, Insecta, Hymenoptera, Braconidae.